CUUAUCUUGUCAAAGUUUACACUUGUACCGCUCUUGAGUCUCACAUGCACUAUCCUUAAGCAUCCGAAAAAAAUUAAAAAGACUGAAUCUUUUUGUUUUUUUGCCCUCCAUUGCAUAUCAAUCAUAAUCAGUCAACAAAACUCCAAAAUUGUAUUAUUCAUUCAUUCCAUUAUCCUUUCUUGGCCACAUUCUGCCUUACCCAUUUCCAGACGCCCUUUGGAUUCCACACAUUGGCCACUAAAUAGGCUGAAUUACCCAGAAAAUGUGUGCCACUGGGUUAAAGCUUUAGGCUUUGAGGCUUUAAUUUUGGAGUAUUUUUUCUCUCAUGAAAUGGGUUCGCUCAAUCUUUCCUGGGUGGUUUGUUUGCUUUCGAUUUUGGGCUAUAGAGCUCUUCUCUGUUGUGAUGCUGCUGAUGUGUCUCUCAAGUUCUUGAAGGCUCCACAUGAGUUUUCUCAGUUGAGCAGAGCUACAUUUGAGUUCCUAGCAUUUCUGGGUGAGAAUGAGAGUGCUGCUUGUGUUAACUGUAGUUUCAGUUGCAAGCUUGAUGGCGGCAAACCUACAGAUUGUGGAUCCAGGAAGGUUUACUAUGCAGGGUUGCAAGAUGGCAACCAUGGGUUUGAAGUCUGCAGCAGUAAUGGAAGCUCUUCAGUCGUCUGUGCUGACUACAACUGGACUGUUGACACCAUCUCUCCAAGUGCUUCCAUUGCUGCAUCAUCAUCGUUCACAAAUUCCAUAAACGUUUCUGUAAAUAUCACUUUCACCGAGCCCUGCACCGGAGGGGCAGGUUUUCGAUGUGCAUCAGCGGACUCUUGCGAUCUGCUAGUAUAUGGUGCUGGCCAAGUGAUGCCAUCUUCCUUCACCGUUAUUGAACCAAACCUCAAGUAUUCUCUUAUGGUGACCUUGUCGCGUAGCGUUGUAUACGGGCGAGUUGUCUUGGUAAUGAACAAGAACUUCUGUACUGAUAAUGCCGGAAACAUGUUUACCAGAACAGAGAAUUCUAGUUACUUUCUUCGUUUUGAUAGGAGGAGUGUGUUUGUUGACAUGAGAACUCGAAUUCCUGAAAGGUUACUUCAACUCCAAGGCGAAACUAGGACGGUUCAAGCAACUAACAGCUAUGAUAACCUCAAGUUGUAUCUCUACUUCCCGGAGCCUAUCCUCAAUUCAUCAGCUGAAGUGCUGAAUUCUCUUAAUGCAAGUGGAGGCUCACUGCUUCCAUUAAGUGGAGAAAGCCUUGGCAACCGUAGAUUUGGUUUCGAGGUUGUAAAUGUUUCUGCCAUUUCUAUUGUUACAGUUGCAAUGCAUUCGGACUCGAUUAUAAGCAGACCGGGGACUCCUGUCACUCCUAUUGCACCAGCCACCUUUCUUUAUGAUACUGAGAAGCCUGCUGUGAGGCUAAGCACAACAUCCAACACAAGGACAAGGGAACACAAUCUUCUGGUGUCGAUAAAUUUCCAUGAAUUAAGUAGGAGCAGCUACAUUACAGAGGUACAAGCUGAUGGCGACACAGUAUCAGUUAGUGUUCCUGGCAAUAUCACUUCUGAUAUUGCUGGAAACAAGAAUCUCCCAUCCAAUGUUCUACAAGUGAGGCACUAUUCCUUACCUAGAAUCUCGUGCAUUGUAUCCACAUUUUCAACUGCUUGCUUCAUUGCUACAUGUCUAGUUGCUGGACUGCUCACUCUGUCAACAGCUAGCCUUCAGGCCAUUGGAGCAUUUUCAAGGCCAUCUCCCCUCCUGACUUCCGAGCCAACAAGGAAUCUUUUCAGAAUUGCAUGCUACAUUCAGAUCUUCGCACUCUCUCGGUGGAUGGCUGUCACACUCCCAGUCGAAUAUUUUGAAGUCUCAAGAGGCUUAAGAUGGAGUAUUCCAUACUUCACACUACCGUGGGAAACCGGCGGUAUUCACUCAGUAACUCUCCUACCAAAUUCAUCCGCUGUUGUUCCGCACUCCUCUACCAUUUCUACAUUCCACAAUCCAGAAUUUCCAGAGCAAAUGCAUAUGGAAAAGGAAAGAUUGAGCAUGGAUGCUUCAGUAUAUGGAUUGCCACUUACUCCAAUGGAGUACAAAUUCUUUUUCGAGAGCCAGGACAUGAAGCCAGAAGCAGAUUUUAUCACGGAAACUCAGCGCUCCAAUGGGUGGAAAGAUUUUAAUAGAAGUAUGUUCUGGUUAGCAGUAAUCUGUGGUGGUCUAGUACUGCUGCAUGCCAUAGCACUCCUGAUUCUCAAGUACAAGAAGAGAGAAGAAGAAUCUCAAAAGCACAACAACAAUGGAGCAUUAGUAUUUCCAAGAUUUGAAAUAUUUCUUCUGGUUCUCGUGUUGCCUUGCAUCUGUAAGGCCUCUGCAGGCUUGGUGAAAGGUAAAACGGUUUCAGGCACUAUAGUCGGGAGUCUACUGCUUUCAGCAGUUGGCAUGUUGCUUCUAGCCUUGCUAUUAUUCCUCUCCAUUGGGAUCACUCUAGGGAAGCUACUUCAGUACAAGGAAGUCCAUCAAGUAGGGCAGAUCUUCCACUGGUAUCAGGAACUGGUUCGUGUCACAUUAGGCCCAGGGAAGAGAGGUCAAUGGACAUGGAAAGAUCAGCCAAUCAACUCAGCUCAGCUAACGAAGCUCGGCCCUUUGUUCGAAGACCUCAGAGGCCCACCGAAGUACAUGCUUUCCCAGAUAGGAGUGGCCAGCAGCAAGUACAGGGACAGAAUCAUUGCAUCAGAUGACGAGACAGAAGAUGCAGAAGCACCCUUCAUUCAGAAACUCUUUGGAAUUCUCAGGAUCUACUACACAUUGCUCGAAUCCAUCAAACGAGUCGCUCUGGGGUUCACCGCUGGUUCAUAUGCCAACACCUGGUCUUCCAAAACCCCGAGCACCGUCUUACUAUGCAUCACUGCUUUCCAGCUCUUCUUUGUGGUUCUGAAGAAGCCAUUCAUCAAGAAGAAAGUGCAGCUAGUCGAGAUCGUCUCCCUUUCCUGCCAAGUCCUGACUUUCACCACGUGUCUGAUUCUCUCAAAGAUGGAACCUUUAUCGACAAGGAACGAAACCCGUGUUGGGAUCUUCAUGGUUGCGAUGUUCUUGACCGGUUUCUUGGCUCAUACGGCAAAUGAAUGGUAUGCAUUGUACAGACAGACGAAAAAUCUGGACCCCGCGGUGAAGUCGUUCUCUGCAGGCUUGAAGAUGGCAGCAGUUGGGUUGCUGGUUUUCUUGGGGACCAAGAAGAUGUGCUCUAGCUUGCUCUCCAAGCUACCGAAGAAAGACAGAGAGGCAGGUGGUGGGGAAACGGCUCGGACUUCGUCGGCUGAAAGGGACAAGAACUCGGGAAGCUCGGGGACUCCAAUGGUGGAUAAACCGUGGAUGAGACAGCUGAGAGAAAUGGCGAAGGCGAGUUUUACGAGAGAAGGAAGCGCAGGUGGCAGAGGUGUAAGUGUUCCGACGGAUCCUUCCAGCAGCAGGACCAAAUGGAGUGGGUUAUGGGGCAGUAAGAAGAGCGAGAGCUCGUCUCAACAAUCCUCUGCUGAUUUCAAGUCUAGACCAAACCGCUUGUACAAAGAUUUAGAAGCCAUUUUUGAAUCUAAAUGAUGUAUUUUUCUUUCCUUACUUUCUUAAUAAACGAGAGUGUGAAAGUUUUAACAGGGAAUGCAGACAAUCAAUUCCUUAGAUCAGUCUUUCUUCAAAUUGGGACAUAACACUUAAUAACCUUAAGUAAUCACCGAUUCAUGCAAUUUUUCAAUGAUUCAUGCAAAUUACAUGUUGCAAAUGGGCUGGAAACUUUCAAAGUCUGAAUAGGCCAUGUAAAAAGUUUUGAAAGAAAACCAAUUGCAGCAGAGUAUAACAAGC
Molecule: messenger RNA, 3819 nt
Organism: Linum tenue
Lineage: Eukaryota; Viridiplantae; Streptophyta; Magnoliopsida; Malpighiales; Linaceae
Source: the annotation of a GenBank genome assembly